Molecule: messenger RNA, 2383 nt
Organism: Brassica rapa (field mustard)
Lineage: Eukaryota; Viridiplantae; Streptophyta; Magnoliopsida; Brassicales; Brassicaceae
Product: growth-regulating factor 3
Biological process (GO): regulation of DNA-templated transcription; DNA-templated transcription; developmental process
Cellular component (GO): nucleus
Molecular function (GO): ATP binding
Source: RefSeq, a predicted model, not a curated record
UAUUUUUAUAAGUUUUAUACCUUUUUCAUUUAUUUUUUAUUUUUUUGUGAUUUGAAAUAUUUUUUUAUUUAUUAAUUAAAAAAAAACAACUGACACGUCAUACCUUUUUACCCACGGAUGAACAGUACCGGUCACAUUUUUGCUUGGUAAAGAAGUCAGUUAGUUUCAAGGUUUAAUGUGUUAAUAUAAUUGGUUUGAGGGUUUGAAGUGUGAGUUUUUGAGCACUGAGGUUUAAAGUGCUACCUUCUUACACCUUCAUGGUUUAAAAUGCGAUUUUCCCCAAUUUAGAGACUCCACAAUUUAAAGGUCAAAAUACAGAUAGCGGAAAGUACAUUCAGUUCCGUAUGAUUAAAUAAGAAUUUAACCAAAUUUACUAACUCAAAUUUAAAGUAAUUCGGUUUGUCGUCGCCAAUGCAGUUGCAAAUUAUAUCUGACGUAACGCUCACUCAUUUAAAUAAUCUCUGAACAAAAUCACUUACAUAUAAUCAGAUAUCUCAUUAAUGACACUAUUAUUUUGUUCGAUAAACUAAUUAAAAAGGAGAGAAUAUUAAUUAUUAAAUUAAGAUAAUUAUGCAAGUGGUAUUUCCAAGGCAUCAAGACAGAAAAACUGCAGGUUAUUAGCUCUCCAUCUUCAUAUUGCAGUGUGGUUCUUUCUGUGUUUUCUGACUUCUUUUUAAUAUAUAAUUAAUAUAUAAACUAUAUAAUAAUAUGAGAUUAAUGAAGAUUUGUGAACCCAAUUAAUAAAGUUAUAUUCUUGUUUACUGUAUAGUUUUUUCUCCCCCCCCCCCCCCAUAUGUCUUGUCUCACUGUCUUUUUUCCCCUAAUAAAAACCUCUUUCUCCCUUCUCUCUCUCUAUCUGCAGAAGAAGCUCAGAUACACAGAAACUGACUACAAAGAACAAAGCUGAGAGGAAAAAAAAGUUGUUUCUUUUCUUCUUUUGCUAGUCACAACCCAAACAAGACUUUCCUAUUUGUUGCCUUAGGCUAUUGAAUCACACACCCUGGAACACAAUACAAAAAGGUUGAAACACCAAUAAUCUCAAAAAGCAGCCAACACUCUCUCUUUUCUCUCUCUCCCAUGGAUUUGCAACUGAAACAAUGGAGAAGCCAGCAGGUGCAGCAGCAGCAGACAGAACCAGAAGAACAGCCUUCUGCAGCUAAGAUACCAAAGCAUGUUUUUGAUCAGUUUCAACCCCAAACUGCAGCUUCUACUGCUCUUCCACUCUUUACCCCUGAUCCUACACCUUCCAAACUCUCCUCUUUGUCUGCUGAUUCUUCUGCCAGGUUCCCCAAGAUGGGGAGCUUCUUUAGCUGGGCACAGUGGCAAGAGCUUGAGCUACAAGCACUGAUCUACAGGUACAUGUUGGCUGGAGCUGCAGUUCCUCAAGAGCUUCUUUUACCCAUCAAGAAAAGUCUUCUCCAUCUAUCUCCUUCCUACUUCCUUCACCAACACCUCCCUCAUUACCAGCCUGCUUGGUACUUGGGGAGGGGGGCGAUGGAUCCUGAGCCAGGGAGAUGCAGGAGAACGGAUGGUAAGAAGUGGAGAUGCUCAAGGGACGUCUUCGCUGGCCACAAGUAUUGCGAGCGCCACAUGCACCGUGGCCGCAACCGUUCAAGAAAGCCUGUGGAAACUCCAACCGUCAAUGCCACCACCACCACUACCAUGGCUUCUGCUGCUGCAGCCGCAGCACCAGCUCCAACAACAACUUCGUUUGCUUUUGGCGGUGGUGAGGAAGUGGGUCAAGGAGGAUCUCCUUGUUUCUUCUUCUCUGGUGCUUCCAACUCUUCAUCUGAACUUCUCAACCUUAGUCAAAGUUGUUCAGAGAUGAAGCAAGACACCAACAACAACAACAAGAGGCCGUACGAGUCUCAUAAUGGAUUCGGUAACAACACAUCAGACGGAGGUCACACCUUGAGGCACUUCUUUGACGACUGGCCUCGUUCUGAAGCCGACAAUAAUAAUUCAAGCCCUAUGACCUCAGCUACUUGUCUUUCUAUCUCCAUGCCCGGAAACAGCUCCUCAGACGUCUCUCUGAAGCUGUCAACUGGCAAUGAAGAGGAAGCCAGGAGCAAUGGGAGGGACCAGCAAAACAUGAACAGCUGGUGGAGCGGUGGAGGUCCCCAUCACAACAACAACAACCACAUGGGAGGACCGUUGGCUGAAGCCCUGAGAUCUUCCUCGUCCACUUCCCCAACCAGUGUUCUCCAUCAGCUCGGUGUUUCAACGCAAGCCUUUCAUAGAACAAUGUAAAACCAACACAACUUUGCUGAUUCUUUUACUGUUUUGUUUUUGGUUCUUGUUCAAGUCUUUCUUUACUUCAGCUGUCCCCCUGUAUCUGUAACAGUUCUCUGAAAAUUUGCCUCUAAAAAGAUUUUUUAUGUUU